This is a messenger RNA of Carcharodon carcharias (great white shark), 8177 nucleotides long. RefSeq names its product DDB1- and CUL4-associated factor 1-like. NCBI's taxonomy places the organism in Eukaryota, Metazoa, Chordata, Chondrichthyes, Lamniformes, Lamnidae. Gene Ontology annotation, cellular component: nucleus; Cul4-RING E3 ubiquitin ligase complex. Gene Ontology annotation, molecular function: nuclear estrogen receptor binding; histone H2AT120 kinase activity. Gene Ontology annotation, biological process: protein ubiquitination. Bases 318 to 4859 code for a protein of 1513 amino acids. The transcript is spliced from 25 exons. The record is from RefSeq and is a predicted model, not a curated record.
AUACUGCGGAUGCUGGAAAUCUGAAACAAAAAAGUGUUGGAAAAACUCAGCAGGCCUGACAGCAAUUGUGGAGGGAAAGACAAAGUUAACUCUUCUUCGGAGCCACACGGAUUCGAAACGAUUCGUCUUGACGUUUUGCCUGUGAGAAACAAUGCAGCAGCACUGGAGUGUCAGUCUGAAUUAUGUCCUCAAAUCCUGAAGUGGAAUUUGAACCCACAACCUUCUGAACUCAAGAGGGGAGCAUCAGUUAGAGUCACGUGAUCCUUUGGUGGCACUCUUGAAGUGCCAAGUCUCGUUACUCGUCUUCAGGCUCAGCAAUGGCUUCUGUUACUGCGAAUGUUGAUUCCAAAGCCGAGCUCACUUCAUUACUGGAGCAGUGGGAGAGGGAGAACAACAAUGGGCAGAAUGUUGUCCCUGUUUUGACAAAGAUUUCAGACCUCAUUGAGAAGGAGACUGAGGAGUACCAUAAGGCUGACCCUGAUCCCUUUGAUGAUAGGCACCCAGGUCGAGCAGAUCCAGAAUGUAGACUGGGACAUCUGUUAAAAAUACUGUUCAAAAAUGAUGAUUUUAUGAAUUCGCUGGUGAAUUCUUACGUGAUGACCAGUCGAGAUCCUUCAGUCAACACUUCAGCGUGCCGUCUCCUGUUGGACAUCAUGCCAGGACUGGAAACUGCUGUUGUCUUUCAGGAGAAGGAGGGAAUUGUUGAAAACUUAUUCAAGUGGGCAAGAGAAAGUGAUCAGCCACUGAGAACCUACGCCACUGGUCUCCUUGCUGGGGCCAUGGAAAACCAAGACAUUGCAGCCAACUACCGGGAGGAAAACUCGCAGAUGGUGCCAGUAAUGCUGCAACGCUUGCGAGAUUUGCAAAUGCAAGACUUGGAAAACAAUCAGAAGAUGAAAUGGCAGAGCCCACGGAGGCCACACUUCACACCACUACUUCCAAUGGACGAGGAGGCGGUAGACAUGGACUAUGGCGACACAGCAAAAGCCGAGGAUGGUGAGGACUGCACUGAUGAUGUGUCCUUCCAGAUUAAUUCAUCACAUAAAACCAGCAGCAGGGUCAACUCCUCUGUCAAGAACACAGAAAGCGAGGAUGGAGUGAAGGGGAAGGAUGGGCGAAGGACUGAAAGGGAGGAUGUAAGGAAAGCGACUAAACAAAGACUCAGCUUUAGCAACUUGGACCCUGAACGAAUAUGCAACGAGCAGUCAAACAGCUGGUCAGAAAUGUCAUCUUGGGUGAUUGGCAAUAAUUAUAACCUUUUCCCUUUGACCUCUGCCAUUGAGCAAAGGUUAAUUCUACAGUACUUGACACCCUUGGGGGAAUAUCAGGAGUUGUUGGCUGUGUUCAUGCAGCUUGGUGCUCGAGAACUGCUGAUGUACUACAUUGACCUUAAGCAGACUAAUGAUGUCCAGCUCACCUUCGAAGCACUUAAGUACUUGGCCUCACUGUUGUUGCACAAAAAAUUUGCUGCAGAGUUUGUGGCUCAUGACGGAGUUCAGAAGUUGCUGGAGAUCCCCAGGCCCUCCAUGGCUGCUACUGGUGUAUCCCUGUGUCUGUACUAUUUGGCUUACAACCAGGAUGCAAUGGAACGGGUCUGCUUGCUGCCACAGUAUGUACUGUCCGAUGUCGUCAGCUACACCCUGUGGCUGCUGGAGUGCUCCCACGAGUCAGGCCGCUGUCACGCUACCAUGUUUUUCUCCAUCUCGUUCGCCUUCCGCUCCAUCCUGGAGCUUUUUGAUAAGCAAGAUGGUCUUCGGCGCGUGGUUAACCUAAUCAGCACACUGGAAAUCUUAAACCUAGAAGAUCAAGGUGCUCUGCUCAGUGACGAUGAGAUCUUUGCCAGCCGCCAGACUGCCAAGCAUACAUGUAUGGCACUGCGUAGGUACUUCGAGUCACAUCUGGGGAUUAAACUGGAGCACGUGAAAAGAUCCUUGCAACGGACUGAAGGAGGAGCUAUUAUUCACCCACACCCACCAUGUAAGGCCUGUUCCUACACCCAUGAGCAGGUUAUGGAGAUGAUGGAGUUUCUGAUCGAAUAUGGCCCAACAAGACUGUUCUGGGAGCCAGCUGAGGUCUUUCACAAGCUGUCUUGCGUACAACUUCUUUUACAGCUCAUAUCCAUCGCUUGUGAUUGGAGGACUUAUUAUGGCAGGAGUGAUACUGUUCGUUCUGCUCUAGAUGUACUGGCUGUCCUCACUGUGGUUUCCAAAACUCAGCUUUUGCUAGCAGAACCUGUAGAUGUGAUGGAUGAAGGGUCCUCCACUGUGACUGCGGUGGGGAUGAGCAUUAUCCUCGGAGUUGCCGAGGGGGACAUCUUUGCAAACGAUGCUGAGACACAGAAAUCUGCGCUUCAAGUCAUUAUCAACUGCGUCUGUGGGCCUGAUAAGCGUAUCUCCAGCAUCGGCAAGUUCAACUCCGGGACCCCUCGUCGGAAGAGCCUGCAGAACCCCAAGAGCACAGAGAGUGUACUCACCAAGAUGUGGAACAUGGUGCAGGCCAACAAUGGCAUCAAGGUGCUGCUGUCCCUGUUGACCGUGAAGGCGCCCAUCACAGAUGCGGAUCAGAUUCGCACCUUGGCAUGCAAGGCCCUUGUGGGCCUGUCCCGGAGUAGUGCUGUGAAGCAGAUCAUCAGCAAGCUGCCCCUGUUCACCAGUGGUCAGAUCCAGCAGCUGAUGCGAGAGCCAGUGCUGCAGGACAAGCGGCAUGAGCAUGUCAAGUUCUGUAAAUAUGCCUCUGAACUGAUUGAGCGCGUCUCUGGGAAGCCACUAUCCAUUGGCUCUGACGUCUCACUGGCCCGCCUUCAGAGGGCAGACGUGGUAGCACAAACUCGGAUCACCUUCUCUGAGAAAGAACUGCUGUUGCUCAUCCGCAACCACCUGGUGUCUCACGGCCUGCAUGAUACUGCCUCGGCGCUCACCAAGGAGGGCGAUCUUCCCAGGACACCAGCCAUCCAGGCCACAGCACCGCAUUCUUCACCCUUUGCAACUGCUGCCCCUGGCACCUCCCCAGUCAGCUUACCCCGGACUCCCAGACUAGCCAACGGCAUUUCAUCUCGAACGAUCAACUUGCCUGCGUUUUCAUCACCCUGCCAAGCAAAGGUGGCAGUUUCUCAAGGGGCCCCCUCCACCCCUGGGCUCUCCUGCACCAAUGGCUCACCUAUAAUUGGCAAGAUAAGCUUCUCUAAGGAGAAGCCAUCUCCCUGCAACGGCACCAACCUGAAGAAGCAGAGACUAAUUAGGCAAAAGUCAGACUAUGGGGCUUACAACCAGACGCCAGCCAUUAAAAAACAAUUGGACCGCCACCUACCAUCGCCACCCUCCUUGGACAGCAUCAUAACAGAGUACCUGCGGGAACAGCAUGCCCGCUGUAAGAACCCUGUUGUUACCUGCCCUCCGUUUUCCCUCUUUACCCCUCACCAGUGCCCUGAGCCAAAACAGAGGCGGCAGGCACCAUUGAACUUCACCUCCCGUGUGACGCACAGGGCUGCCUUCCCAAAGUACGGAGGAGUGGAUGGGGGCUGCUUUGACCGGCAUCUUAUCUUCAGCAGAUUCCGGCCCAUUUCUGUGUUCAGGGAAUCCGAUGAGGAAGGCAGUGGUUUUACGUGCUGUGCAUUCUCUGCCCGAGAGCGUUUUCUGAUGCUGGGGACGUGUACCGGAGAACUCAAGCUCUACAACUUAUUUAGUGGCCAAGAGGAGGCCACAUACGCCUGCCAUAACUCCGCCAUAACGCACCUAGAGCCAUCCAGGGAUGGAUCCUUGUUAUUGACAUCAGCAAGUUGGGGCCAGCCCCUAUCUGCUCUCUGGGGAAUGAAGUCUGUCUUCGACAUGAAGCACUCUUUCACAGACGAUCAUUAUGUGGAAUUCAGUAAACUCUCUCAGGACAGAGUCAUUGGGACAAAGGAGGAAGUGGCUCAUAUAUACGAUAUCCAGACUGGCCAAAACAUCCUCACUCUCUACAACCCUGACCUAGCCAACAACUACAAGCGGAAUUGUGCAACAUUUCACCCUACAGAUGAUUUGGUGUUAAAUGACGGAGUGCUGUGGGACAUCCGUUCAACACAGGCCAUUCACAAGUUUGAUAAGUUCAACAUGAACAUCAGUGGAGUGUUCCAUCCAAAUGGGCUAGAAGUCAUCAUCAAUACAGAGAUUUGGGACCUGCGGACAUUUCAUCUCCUGCACACUGUCCCAGCAUUAGACCAGUGUCGCAUUGUCUUCAACAACACAGGCACAGUUAUCUAUGGAGCUAUGCUGCAGGCAGAUGAUGAAGAUGAUUUGAUAGAAGUGCGGAUGAAAAGUCCCUUUGGAUCCUCUUUCAGGACCUUUGAUGCUACUGAUUACAAACCAAUAGCAACCCUUGACGUGAAGAGGAACAUUUUUGAUCUUUGCACAGACACAAAGGACUGCUAUCUGGCUGUGAUUGAGAACCAAGGUGGUAGCAUGGAUGCCCUAUCGAUGGACACUGUCUGCAGAUUAUAUGAAGUAGGACGUCAGCGGCUUGCUGAGGAAGAGGAUGAAGAGGAGGAUCAGGAGGAAGAGGAGGAGGAUGAUGAUGAUGAUGACGACGACGAUGAUGAUUCUGAAGAUGACCUGGAUGAUUUGGAUACCGACCCACUGCUGGAUGGAGAGGAUGAAAAUAACGGGAGUGAAGCAAAUGCAGCCCAGGAUGGAGAACGUGACUUCACACCUUCUGAUGAAGAGGAGUUGGAAGCUCUACUGGGUAAUGGUGAAGAGGAGGCUGAGGAGGAAGAGGAGGAGGAGGAGGAUGACUGGGAGGAUGAAGAUACAGACAUUCUUGGAGAUUCGGAUACCACAGAUAACUCUGACUUGGAAGAUGAUAUCAUCCUGUCCCUGAAUGAAUGAUGCCACCAGCUGGAUCUUUAGACCUGGCAAGAAUCAAGGUCCAGGCGUGAGGAAUGCCCCCUUGGUGGAGGCAGCAGAGGAUAGCAAGAGUAAUGAAGAAUGUUUUACUUCAGGGACCGUGAGUUCAGCCCUGACACGCGCACACGAGGAGAAAGAAGCAAAAAAAAAUAAUCAAUCCACUUGUAACUUUCUCAUCAAGUUGUAUGUGGCUACAAAAACUGGUCAGCUCCCGCGGGCUGUGGAGCUGUGGAAUAAUCUUGCCUCAGUGGCUAAGAGGCAGCGAGGUUGUGUAAGGUCUGCCAUUCACACCUUAGCAGCUUCACAGGAUAGAGACAGUGCAUUUUUUAAAAAAAAAAAUUGGAGAACAGUUUUUUAAUGGAUUUUCUAAAAGACAUUUGUUUAUAUGUGUGUGUGUACAUAUAUAUAUAUUAAAAAAGUGGAAGGUUUAUAAAGAGAACCAUAUAUAGAGAGGUCAGAAUUAAGAGAUGGGCCAUAAUUUUCCACCUUUCAUGCCACGGGUAAAGUUUUUGGCCUGAACUCAGUGCUCUGCUCAAUGCAUCUCAUUACUGCUCACAUUUUAACAUGAGAGAGCCUCUCAAUCGGUGUUGCAGAAUAUAGAUUGUGCUUUAGUUGCUGUGGCCUCCUGGGUACAAUAAGUGUUGAUAAAUUAAUCAGGAUGCUGAGAGGCAGCGGAUGUGCCAAUAAAUGAUCGCCUUUAAUCAAACUUUCAUGUGACAAGUACGCAAAGCAAUUGUGUCCCAGCAUUUCCCACUGCUCAGGGUCAGGCACACCCUCGCCUAGCUUCAACCUGCUGAAAAGGGAGAGGGAUGCUAGUCUCGUUCUCAUUUCCACUGCUUGUAGGGAGAUUACAAGUCAUGUAGAACGUGUGUUAAAUGUGACUGCAAUACGCAGUAUUAUUCUCUUAACAUUAGGAGAGGCGCUCUGGUGUAGUAGGGGUUACUGUUAACCUUUUGUAUCCUGGUCAUCUUUGUAGCUUCUCUAAAUGGCAAUGCUGGCUAAUGGUCCUUUUUUGCAGAGAUUAAACAUAGCUCAAUUCAUGCAAAGGGAGCAGGUUUCCAUUCCAUCCGUGUGGGCUGACUUGUCCCAAAUGUAAAAGGUCUAUACUAUAACCUGUAGCAGGGUUUCAUAUCUUACCAACCUUACAACAGGCAGCCAGAGCCAUAGAGGAGUCUCCUCAAGGAAUUGUAAUGUACCUCUAUAUGAGUAUCUCUUGAUAACAUAAAACCUCCCCUUAUUCCAGUGAUUUAAGUGACUGUGAUCUUCUCAUGAUACUAAAAUUCAGUGGGUCUCUUGCUUUCUGAUUUUACAGUUCCUUGCUGUUGUCCCUGGAUAUUCUUUUAAGCACAUUUCAUUCUCUGUCAACCCUUUUCCACUUCUAGAUAAAGACCUUAGCUGUGGUUUACAACAAUCAAGACUGCAUCCAAGUCUCUGAAAUUUUGACAUAAUGACCGUAGUUUUUAGAUUACUGCCCUGCCUGUUUGAGGUUUCCCCUCCCCUCCUACCAUCUGGGAAUAGAAUUGAGAUGAAGUUUGGUGCCAAUCUAAGCAGUGAGUGACUGUGAUCUAAUGAACUCUGGGCCAGUAUGGUAAUCGAGCAUUGUGUGCAAACAACAUUUAGAAGAGGGUAGAAUACGAGGCCUGAGCAAUCCUGUUGCAGAUUUUAGCACAAGUUUGAGUAAGCACCAUAAGUAUCUGACCUGGACGUAGUGCCUGACAUGUCUCUUCUGUAUAUUUAAAUUAUCAUGUAUCUUGGGGGUUGGAGAGGGGGGUGUGCUUAGUGGAACACAAACUGGCUUUUCAUCUGAGAUCUGAAUUCUAAUCUCUUAGGUGGCAGUGUUUAAAGUCACUCUUGCCUGGCUGUCAGAAUCCUAUAUAAAGUGGAUUUUUUGGAACGUCUCCAUCUUUCUACUGAUGGAGAUGGACACAUGAGGCCUGCUUAGUUGUCUUGCGUAAGUGGCUGAUGUGGUAAUGUCACACUGCAGUUGGGCAGGUAUCUGCAUUGUACAAAAUCUGGGUGUUCUGAUUUAGGAAUUGCCCAUUAGUGCUUAAAGCAGCUCUUUCCAAACCUCCAGGUUCACGAAAUUCAAACAGGAGAAACUAAUGAAUAAGGGACCUAGGGCUACUGACAUUGAGGGAUCUGGUCAUCAAUGACCAGGUUGCAGAGCCUGAGGCUGUUGAACGUCCAGUUGUAGGACGUACCUCGGGUUGGGGCUGAUGCACUUGUGACAGUUUAGAGGGAUCAUUUCUCUGUAUUUAAAUGAUGCUGGACCUGCCCUGGGACUGGGUACAGGACAGUGAAUAAGGGAGCUUUACCCUGUUUCUAACCUGUGAUGUAAUAUGACCUAUGAGUGCCUGAUGCUCACUCUAAAUUCCUGAAGUGGAAUGUGUUCCACAUCCCCAGUGCUGUCUUCUAUCUCAUGAGCUUAAAACUCUCCAAGGAAAGACACAGCCCCAGUAGAUCUUAACACUUUAAUAAAUGUGCUUGCAAUCAUCAUUGAUCUGGAAACUCUUACCCUGAGUGGGGUGAGCACAGCACUAGCCAGCCUUGAGGCAGGCAUGUUUCAAAUAAAUAAUUUUUUUGAAGCCCCCGUGUGUGUUCCUCUUGGAACAGAUUCAAAGCAGUGUGUUAAAUCUUGUUGGCAUACCGUUAUUGUUUGUGGGCUUGUAAGGAUGCGGGUCAAAGUACCACUGAAGUAACUUGUCAAGAAGGGCACAGGAAAACCCUGUUAAUAACAAAGGGUUAAUUCUUUAGCCCUCUGCCUUUGUUCCCCUGACAGUAGCUGCUGACGAUUAAGCCAAAUGAUGGCCCUAAUACAAGUAUCUGCCACUAAGUGGUGCUAGAAUACAGGAAAUGCUGGUUGCAUGGACUGUGCCCGGGCACGUGAUGUCAAGGAUGGUGCUUUUUUAAAGAAACUUUUGUUAUUUUUCCAUUUGUUCUUGCUGGAUCUGGUUGACAGGUACAGAGUAACUUGUGCUACUGCCCAGCCGUAAUGUGGACUGUUAGUGGCAAUACACCUCUACCAAUGGAUUUUCAAAGUCCUUUUUUAUAUAUAUUAAAAAAAGAAAGAAAUAUGAAUAGCUUGUCAGUGAGUGAAAAAAAGACAAGCAGGGACUGGAACUGCGAUUACCUUUCCAGAGGUGUCUCAAAUUUUUUUGUGCAUCUUCUUGUAAUUUACGAGCCUAUGAUACGAAGCACAAAAAGGAAACUGUAAAAACAAUAUUAGGCCUUGUACAGAAUUUAGCUGAAAUAUUUUUAUUACUGAAAUCAAAAGAAUAAAGAUUACGCAAUCAGAGUCCA